Molecule: messenger RNA, 2866 nt
Organism: Eruca vesicaria subsp. sativa (arugula)
Lineage: Eukaryota; Viridiplantae; Streptophyta; Magnoliopsida; Brassicales; Brassicaceae
Source: the annotation of a GenBank genome assembly
AUGUCUUCAGCUUACAAGCUCAUGAUCAUGUCUCAAAGCCGCCUCUUUAGCUCUCUUCUUUCUGCUCUUACUCUUAUCUGCUUGGUCGGUACAGUCUCUGCUUCUCCUUCUCUGCACCCAGAUGAAGUGAAAGCGCUUAAAGAUAUUGCAUCGGCACUCGGUGUCAAGCACCUGAACCUAAGUGAAGAUCCAUGUCUCACAAAGACUCUGAUGAUAACUCAAGAUGUUCUUAAGGAAGGAAAGAACAGCACAAUCAAAUGUGACUGUCAUUUCAACAACAACAAAACUUGUCAUAUCACACAAUUUGACUUGUGCCGUAAUUAUCUUUAUGGCUCAAUUCCUAUGGAAUGGGCAUCACUGCCUUACCUCACAUCAAUCUCUGUUUGUUCGAAUCGCUUAUCAGGAGACAUUCCCAAAGGAUUGGGGAAGUUUAUUAACCUCACCAAACUAGAUCUUGAAGCCAAUCAGUUUUCUGGAACCAUCCCUAAGGAGCUUGGCAACCUGGUUAACCUAGAAGGAUUCCGUUUCAGCGAUAAUCGCCUUAAUGGAUCCAUCCCAGAGUUUAUCGGGAACUUUUCUAAACUUACAAGAUUAGAACUCUAUGCGAGUGGCCUAACCGAACCUAUUCCAGACUCUAUUUUUCGACUAGAGAGUUUGUCCGACCUGGUUCUCAGAAACAUGAACUUAACAGGACCUAUCCCAACCACUAUCUGGGAUCUUCCCAAUCUCAUGACUCUUGAUCUUUCCUUUAAUAGACUGACUGGAGAAAUACCAGCAGAUGCAACAGCGCAAAAAUAUACAUAUUUGGCUGGAAAUAUGUUGUCAGGAAAAAUUGAAUCAGGACCUUUCCUUACUGCAAGCACCAAUAUUGAUCUUUCUUACAAUAACUUCACAUGGUCUCCAAGCUGCAGAGAGAGAACUUAUGAGUAUGAUCUUGAAAGAAAUUCACCUUCUGUAGACAGUAGGUCGCUUCAUAUAAACUGCGGGGGACCUGAUGUAACUAUCAAAAACUCUCGAGGAAGGUUUUUAUAUGAGGGUGAUAACUCUGGACUAACCGGUUCAGCUAUGACCUAUCAUGGUAAAAACUGGGGAUACAGCAAUACCGGUGACUUUAUGGAUGAUGCAAUAACAGAAGAUACCUACUCAGUUUCAUCAGAUUCUGUAGUAUCAGCAAAAUAUCCUGAGCUAUACAAGACAGCUCGACGUUCUCCCCUGAGUCUGGCCUACUUUGCUUUUUGUUUUGAAAAUGGAAGCUACAAUGUGAAACUCCAUUUUUCAGAGAUUCAGUUCUCAGAUGAAGAACCAUACUCUAGACUAGCUAAACGGUUCUUUAACAUUUACGUUCAGGGUAAGUUGAUUUGGGAAGAUUUCAAUAUUAGAGUAGAGGCUAAUGGAUCUCACAAGGAAGUUAUAAAGGAAGUGAACACGACGGUAACUGAUAACACUUUAGAGAUACGGCUUUACUGGGCUGGGAAAGGCACAACCAUCAAUCCUAAGAGAGGGAACUAUGGUUCUCUUAUCUCUGCAAUCUCAGUUUGUCCCAGUUCUGAAACUGAAUGUGGAGUUGAAGUGCAGACUCUUCUAGUGACAAAAGAACACAAACCAAGAAAAUAUCCUCUCAUUCUCGGCAUAACAACAGCCUUAAUAUUCUCUCUUGCUUUCUUGAUUUUCGGCGCAUUCUAUUGGAAGAAAUGUGUUAAAAAUGCAGAUGCAGGAAAGAGAGGUUCCUUCAGUUUGAAGCAACUUAAAGUUGCAACUGACAAUUUUGAUCCCUUAAACAAGAUUGGAGAAGGUGGCUUUGGAUCUGUAUAUAAGGGAAGAUUACCAGAUGGAACUUUGAUAGCAGUAAAGAAGCUAUCUUCGAAAUCACGUCAAGGUAACAAAGAGUUUGUAAACGAGAUUGGUAUGAUCGCUUGCCUCCAGCAUCCGAAUCUUGUGAAGCUUUAUGGAUGCUGCUGUGAGAAUAAUCAGCUUCUUCUUGUCUAUGAGUACUUGGUGAACAAUUGUCUUGCUGAUGCUUUAUUUGGAAGAAGCGGUCUGAAACUAGAAUGGGGAACAAGACACAAAAUAUGCGUAGGAAUAGCGAGAGGGCUUGUGUUUCUUCAUGAAGAUUCAGCGGUUAAGAUCAUUCACAGAGACAUCAAAGGGACAAAUGUACUGCUUGACAAGGAUCUGAACUCAAAGAUUUCGGAUUUUGGGUUGGCUAGGCUCCAUGAAGACGAAAAGAGCCACAUUACCACCAGAGUUGCUGGAACAAUAGGAUACAUGGCUCCUGAAUAUGCAAUGAGGGGUCACUUAACAGAAAAAGCAGAUGUUUACAGCUUUGGUGUGGUGGCAAUGGAGAUCGUUAGCGGGAAGAGCAAUGCUAAUUACACACCAGAUAAUGAAUGUUGCGUUGGUCUUCUUGAUUGGGCGUUUGUUUUACAGAAGAAAGGAGCUUUCUCAGAGAUUCUAGAUCCAAAGCUGGAAGGAGUGUUCGAUGUGUUGGAGGCAGAGAGAAUGAUAAAGGUAUCGCUUCUAUGUUCCAACAAGUCUCCGAGCUUAAGACCAACCAUGUCGGAAGUUGUGAAGAUUCUUGAAGGUGAGACAGAGAUACAACAGACCAUCUCAGACCCUGGAGUGUAUGGAGAUGAGCUAAGGUUUAAAAGAUCGUCGGAGAUUGGGACAUCGUCUUUACCUUCAGAUUACAUCGUGUCAAUACCUUCGUCUUGUGUAUCUACUUACGAUCUGUACCCUCUUAGUCCAGAGUCCAUUGUUUUCUCUAGACCGUAGCUUAAACAGUCUGUGGUUAACCAUUACAAUUAUGAAACAUGUCCUGAUACAAUUACACGUUAAAUUGUAUACUCUGACUUUGUUUAGCAUUUUC